AUACGAGACCAUCAAUCCUCGUCAAGGUAGCGAGCUACGUCGCAGACAGCUAGGUAUGGCUUCCACUGCCAAUCGCAACGGAGCAGGCCGGGAGCCAACGCCCACCUCGCCCUCUCCUUCGCCCGAGCCCAGCGGUGACCCGGCCUCUGCUAGCGAUCCUACCCUCUCCACUUCCACUCCCAAUCCCUUCCAAUUCGGACCCGGAGCCUCGUCCGCCAAUGGCCUGGGCGGCUCCAUGGUGGGAGGUCAGAACCAUGGCUCAGUGCCCUUCCAUGAGCUUCUGAGUCUCGAGGAAGACCCCAAUGAGCCACUGAGACAGCAGGUCGAGGAUCGGACCAGGAGCGUAAUCGAUUCGCUGUACCAGCUCGCGGUCUGCGCUGCCGAUGUCCAGCCAGGAAGGGAGGACAUCGUCGGCGUCAAAGUUAACGAUCUCGUCUCGCACCUCUCCUCCCUCUCUUCAACCGCAUCAGCCAACCACGAUCUCCUGCCAUUUGUCCCCGAAGACGUGCUAGAGGCAAUCGACGAAGGCAGGAAUCCAGAUGUGUGGAGCAGAAAUAGGAUGGGUCGACUAGUGUCCGACAAUCAGCAGAUUGCGGGGCAACGUUGGGCCAUUGAGGAAUUCCGUCAGUGCCUCACAAAAUCAGUCGCUGACGUCUUCCCCGAGCUGGCAGAAGAAGGAGAAGCCGAGGGAGGGGAGGGCGUACUGGCUCAAAUGGAGCGGGAGCACCAGGCUCUACGAGCUCAACUCGACCUGCCACCAGAGGACACUCCAGCAGAGGGAGCAACAAGUGAAAUGGAAGGCAGGACAGAUGUUGAGAUGGCUUCUUGAUAUGAUCAGGUAGAGGGGUUGGAAGUACCAAGCACAGCAAAACAGACAGAAGAGAUGCAUUUGUACAAUAGUCAUUAUUGAUCCCACAGCACCACGAAACGUACAGUAUCAGAAUAAAUCAGACAGACAUGGUAUGAUUGCGCUUCAGUCCCCCAAUUCAG
This is a messenger RNA of Microstroma glucosiphilum, 990 nucleotides long. RefSeq lists its product as hypothetical. The coding region runs from base 56 to 829 and encodes 257 amino acids. Gene Ontology annotation, biological process: regulation of transcription by RNA polymerase II. Gene Ontology annotation, molecular function: transcription coregulator activity. The transcript has 3 exons. The record is from RefSeq and is a predicted model, not a curated record. Gene Ontology annotation, cellular component: mediator complex. NCBI's taxonomy places the organism in Eukaryota, Fungi, Basidiomycota, Exobasidiomycetes, Microstromatales, Microstromataceae.